AUGAGAUCGGUUAUGCUAGCUCUUGAAACACCAGAGCUUCUAGCCGAGUCAUUCCUCGCCAUGUCCGCUCGAUGCGGACAUGGCUCUCCAAAAGGCAUUCGGCGCGUGCUUCUAUCGCACAGAAAGUCCGAAGGCUGCCUUGCGACAUGUCGCCUAGGCCCGAAGAGCGCCUGUCAUCCAAAAGCCGCGUGA
Messenger RNA from Penicillium crustosum, 192 nucleotides. RefSeq lists its product as uncharacterized. Bases 1 to 192 code for a protein of 63 amino acids. NCBI's taxonomy places the organism in Eukaryota, Fungi, Ascomycota, Eurotiomycetes, Eurotiales, Aspergillaceae. The transcript has a single exon. The record is from RefSeq and is a predicted model, not a curated record.